AUGAAGACCGUACUGUCCGCCGCUGCCCUGCUCAUCACGCUCUGUGUGGUCACUGAUGCCGUCCAGGUCAAAGAGGGAGACUUCACCUUCUCUUUGGAGUCAGUAAAGAAACUCAAAGACCUGAUGGGUGUUGACACAGCAGUAAAACAGAGCCCCCGUCUGGCGAAGACCAGCGCUGCAUCUGUCUGCACCAGCCCCGACCUGCCAGCGGAGUUCCGGCCCGUGUGUGAGACCAAAGGAGCGGCCAUGUCUUUCUUCAGACUGGGUUUUGUGGCGGCCCGCAUGGACCUGUGUGAGAUCUGUGCCUUUGCUGCCUGCACCGGCUGCCUCUUCAUGUCCUGA
Molecule: messenger RNA, 342 nt
Organism: Megalops cyprinoides (Indo-Pacific tarpon)
Lineage: Eukaryota; Metazoa; Chordata; Actinopteri; Elopiformes; Megalopidae
Product: guanylin-like
Exons: 3
Coding region: 1-342 (113 amino acids)
Cellular component (GO): extracellular region
Molecular function (GO): guanylate cyclase activator activity
Source: RefSeq, a predicted model, not a curated record